Tripterygium wilfordii is the source of this 816-nucleotide messenger RNA. RefSeq lists its product as uncharacterized. The record is from RefSeq and is a predicted model, not a curated record. The coding region runs from base 1 to 507 and encodes 168 amino acids. The transcript is spliced from 3 exons. Lineage: Eukaryota; Viridiplantae; Streptophyta; Magnoliopsida; Celastrales; Celastraceae.
AUGGGGUCCGUCGUGACCUGUCAAAAUCGUGAUGGUAUACGAAAUAUUGCCAAUUUGCCAUCUGUAGUAGAGGACAUUGUGGCAAUGGCGGGAGUGGCGGCAAUGAGAUUACCCUCAGCGACGCUUACGUUGCUCACAAAUCGAAGUCAAAAGCAAAGGUCCCUCUUAUGCAUUACUUCGGCUUUCUCUUCUUCUUCUUCUACUUCUUCCCCAUCCAAGGCAAGAAAGCUGAUUCUCUACUCCAAGCCCGGUUGCUGUUUGUGCGAUGGCCUCAAAGAGAAACUCCAUGCCGCUUUCCUGCUCUCUGGUCCAGAUUCUCUUCACGAUGUUGAUUUACAGGUGAGGGAUAUUACCAGUAAUCCAGAGUGGGAGAGGGCUUACCAGUAUGAGAUACCCGUUUUGGCCAGCGUACUCUCAGAUGGCACCGAGGAGACCCUGCCCAGAUUAUCACCUCGUCUUGGGGUGGAGCUCAUCCAAAAGAAGAUAGCAUCUGUUUUGAAACAGUAAGAAGCAUCUGCACGAUUAUGAUCCGAACGUUCUGUUGAUGGACUUAACUAUCUAGAAUGACUGCAGCAACUUUAAUGUCAACAGAGAGUUUACAUGGGCAAGCAGGGUUACCAAUUCUUGUGUUUUUUCCGGCCUUGCAGAGCUUGAGAAAAUUUAAUAACGGGAAACACUAUCCAGUGCCCUUAGAACAUUAGAUAAAUGACAUAUGCACUUUGGGGUGUGCAAAAGUUCUAUUGGAGUGUGUAUUUUAAGUUUAAAAAAUUAGUUGUGAGAGUGUUCAUCACACAUGGUCAAUCGACUCGUUAAGAA